AUGUCUGUCGAAAAUUUACAGGAGAAGGCUCGUUCGAUUGUGGGCUCGGCGACCCAGGAGGAAAAGGAGAUUAUCUUUAUAUGGAUGCAAGUUCUACAAGAGAAAUUCGCAGGGGAUAUCCUUCGCCAAGUCGUUCCAAAGCGAUUCGACGUUGAACGAAGCAAGAACGGGAGCAAGAAGGAUUCCGGGACGCUUGUUUGUGAAAUUACAGUAACCGAAGAUGCACCUCUCUGCUAUUAUCCGCCUUCAUGCGGUCUCACGUUUCGUUGA
Molecule: messenger RNA, 270 nt
Organism: Serendipita indica DSM 11827
Lineage: Eukaryota; Fungi; Basidiomycota; Agaricomycetes; Sebacinales; Serendipitaceae
Source: the annotation of a GenBank genome assembly